CGGUGAAAAAUAAAUAAAUGAAGAAUGUGAUUUUAGUUGGAUUUCUUACUUGACUCGUGAACUAUGUUUGCAAAUGGCUAAUGUCUUCUUCUUAAAAUUUAGAUUAUUUAUAAACAAGAAGAAACAGCUGAUGGGCCCUUUUAUCUUGUAUACAGAUCGGAACAUGUAAGGACAAAACAAUCCAUUUCGCCUUCAGACUAUCUCUAUAAGACUACCAUAUUCUGGGUUCCAGAAAAAGCAUUUUAAUUUCGAUCCACAAAAUCAGCUUUUCUCUUCUUUCCAGGAGCAUCAUUUGAAAAGAAGCAAUAGCCUAAGUUUCAAGCUAAAAUGGUUGGUUGGUGGCGGCUUUAGAAUCGAAUAAUUCUAUCAUUCCCAAUCUCAAUUCAAGUGGGAACGAUUCUUCUGUCUAUAAAAGGUCAAGUUUCAGAGCAAUCGGUGGAUACUUGUCUUCUGUAAUGGCAGAGCCUUGCAUUUCUUGUACAACUUUUAACAUUUUAGCUCCUAUUUACAAGCGCCUCGAUGACCAGAAUCAAAGCCUUCGAGAAAGCGACUUCAAAGAAUCCUGGUUCAACAGAAACCAGACGAUUUUGGAUUGGUUGCUAUAUGAAAGAUCUUCCAUUAUAUGCCUUCAGGAGUUUUGGGUUGGAAAUGAAGAACUCGUGCGCAUGUAUCAGGAGAGACUUGGUGAUGCAGGCUACAUUACUUUCAAGCUUGCACGAACCAAUAAUCGUGGAGACGGGCUUUUAACAGCUUUACAUCAGAACUACUUCAGGGUUCUAAAUUAUCGAGAAUUGCUUUUUAAUGACUUUGGAGACCGAGUGGCUCAACUAUUACAUGUUCAAUCCGUUGUUCCCUUCUUACCAAGCCAAAAGAACUGCCAACAAGAAAUUCUAAUUGUAAAUACCCAUUUGUUAUUUCCUCAUGAUUCCAGCCUAUCUGUUGUAAGAUUGCAUCAGGUAUAUAAAAUAUUGCAAUAUCUAGAAGCAUAUCAGACAGAAAACGAGCUUAAUCGCAUACCAAUUAUACUCUGCGGUGACUGGAAUGGGAGCAAACGAGGUCAUGUUUACAAAUUCCUUAGGUCAAGGGGAUUUGUAUCAUCCUAUGAUAAUGCUCAUCAAUAUACUGACUGUGAUGCAGAUGCUCACAAGUGGGUAAGCCAUCGGAAUCAUCGGGGGAACAUCUGCGGAGUUGAUUUUAUUUGGCUUCAUAAUCCUGGUAAUAAAUCAAGAAAACCACUCCAGGCUAGUUGGGCUGAAGCAGUCUUUGGCAUUAUAAAGAAUCAGCUUCAAAGAGCUUCCUUGGCUGAAGAUGAUGCUUUUGCCUUUUUAAAGGCCGACAACAAUGGUGAUGUUAUUACUUAUUCAGCUUUCUGUGAAGCUCUCCGCCAGGUAAAUUUAGUUGGCCAACCAUAUGGACUGAGUUGCCAAGAAACAAAUGAUUUAUGGAAACAAGCAGAUAUUGAUGGAAAUGGUGUCGUUAGUUAUGAAGAAUUCAAGCAGAGGAUGUGGAAUUCAACAUGUUCAGUGCAAAUAAAAGACAAUUUUAGUGACAAUACGGAUACUUCCAAAGAGUGUACAGAACAAGAGAUAGUUGGUUUCACAGUGAAGAAUGCGUUUCUCUUCCCCCGUGAAGUUGAAAAAGGAUUAUGGCCGGAGAACUACUCUCUUUCUGACCAUGCCCGACUGAGUGUUGUAUUUUCACCAAUGCGGAUGCCGGGUCCUUGACGCAUUUUCACUUAAGAAGUGGGCAUAUUUUGUAGAGAAUUUUGUAAAAGUUCUGAGAAUCAUGCAUGGACAGCCCAUAGAAAUUCUCGUAUUGGGUUGCUUGUUUGUCUUUGAA
Mangifera indica (mango) is the source of this 1839-nucleotide messenger RNA. RefSeq lists its product as uncharacterized. Bases 456 to 1724 code for a protein of 422 amino acids. The transcript has 11 exons. Lineage: Eukaryota; Viridiplantae; Streptophyta; Magnoliopsida; Sapindales; Anacardiaceae. Gene Ontology annotation, molecular function: 3'-5'-RNA exonuclease activity; calcium ion binding. The record is from RefSeq and is a predicted model, not a curated record.